Mytilus californianus (California mussel) is the source of this 2383-nucleotide messenger RNA. RefSeq names its product protein asteroid homolog 1-like. NCBI's taxonomy places the organism in Eukaryota, Metazoa, Mollusca, Bivalvia, Mytilida, Mytilidae. The transcript is spliced from 2 exons. The record is from RefSeq and is a predicted model, not a curated record. The coding region runs from base 155 to 1612 and encodes 485 amino acids.
GGAUAAAAAGACCAACAUGACUUUGGUAGCGGCGAAACACAUUUGUAAAAAAGUUGAUAUUUGAUAUAUACAAAGGUAAAAUGAACAAACGAAAAUAUAUAUCUUUAACUACAAGAAGAAGACUGCUACAUUACAAAGAUUUUUGAAAUAAAACAUGGGAAUUAAACAUCUAUGUGGUUACAUUCAACGACGUAAUGUUGUAAAAAAAUACCGUCUUCGGGAUACCAAAUUAGUCAUAGAUGGGAAGAAUCUUUGUCACGAGUUAAUGGAAAAAUCAUACACUGGCACCAAAUAUGGUGGGAAUUAUGAUGUAUUCUCAGAGCACGUGGAAAUGUUUUUCAAUUUAUUACGAAAUUGCAACGUUCAACCGUAUGUUGUCAUGGAUGGUGCUCACGAUUCCGACGAUAAAAAGUUCAUUUGUCUCCUAGAAAGAUGCGAGAAAAGGAUAUCUAACACAUCAAAUGGCAGGAAGAAAUACUUCCCAAUCUUGUCCCACAGAUGUUUCACUUACACUAUAAAAAAACUUGGCAUUCCAAUCGAGACAUGUAACUACGAAGCUGAUCAUGAAAUAGCCAGUCUUGCUAAUUCUUGGAAAUGUCCUAUUCUGUCAAACGACAAUGAUUUUUACAUAUAUGAUCUUCCGGGAGGAUUUAUUCGCUUAAACGAUAUAAAAUUCAACAGACAUACUAAAACUGAGUACUCAACAUAUAUUGAUACUUCAAUAUACUAUACAGAGAAUAUUCAAGAAUCGUUUGGAAUUUCAGCACCUGUGUUACCGCUUCUUGCGGUCUUUCUGGACAAUGACUAUUAUAAGUUGGAUAAGGCAAUUAUUGAGCAGUUCGUGUCAAAAGAACUGAACAUUUCACACAAACAAGCUAAACACAAGCUUAAGAUGCCAAUCGAUGUUAUGAUAGAAGUAUUACGAUCCUUCGCCGAUACAAGUGAGGGUAUCGAUGCUUUGACGAUAUGUCUUGCUGAUAUCACAUUCUUAUCGAAUGAAGAGAAAUGCCAAAUCAUCGACAACGCAAACAUUAUUUUAAAACAGUUUACUUUGCAAAAUAUAACCGAAACAGAAAACUCUAGUCUCUUUAAUUCGGAAGCAAAGAUUGAAGUAACGCCAGCAAUACCAUUUCCAUCUUGGCUUACUCAAAGUAUUCGGAACUGUGACAUAUCGCCUUUCAUUAUUAAUGUUCUUGACAAAAGAGUUUUACUGAAACCCAAUCUUGAAGACUUAACACAAGAAUUCCUGUACGAAAUGACAUCACCGAUACGUCAAAUCAUAUACAAGAUGGCGACUGGCAAACAAUUACAGGAAGUGAUCGUCGAACACCACAGAGAAAACUGUCACAUGGUGCAAACACGAAUUUUUCCUAUGACUAGUAAUUUGAAACUAGGCAAAAUACCCUCUUUGAAUAUGAUGCAAGGUAUUGAGGAAGAAGAAAGAUUAUCGUUUUUAGCAAGAACUUUCCAGUUUCCAUUAGAAAACUUAGUAAUGAUUCCGAAGGUGUCUAGAAUGUUCAUACUUGCUUUAAACUACCUCGCUAAAAAUUCUGGAUUGAAGGAAUCAACAAAAGGCUUAAAAUUCUGUUGUUUAGUCACAUGCUUCUGCUGAGCAAAGAAUAUGGGCAUAUCUAUGAUCUCCCUGUAGAUUCAGCGUGUGUAAAUAGAGUUUUUGAAUACUGUGCAGACGACAGCAGUGUGCCAUUUGAUAUUGCACUGUUACAUGAAUUUCAGAAACUUCAGGUUGUGAUAGACAUAUUAUACGAUCUAAAUGGCCUAUUCAUGUUUCCUUUGGAAAUCCUGAACCCAAACGCCAUGUACAAAGGUGGGCUAAUGUAUCCACUGUUCACAAAAACAGACAACGAGGAACAUGUCGAUAGAAUAAUAGAGACAUGUCUUGAAAAGGAUUCCCCGUUGAGGAUAACAUUUUUAGAAAUUUUAAAGUUGCUUUUAGAAAACCUUAAAUAAAUGCAUAAUAAAGCAGUAUGGAACGGGAAUUAUCAAAAAUGAAACUCGAAGUUUAUGGCACCAAUUGCUGAUUUCGAAAUACAAUUAGAGAGUUCUAUAAAUGGCCUAAUCUGUGAACGUAUACUCCAUUCGUCUUAUAUUUACUAUCUUAGAUAUGGUUUACUGGAAUUCAUCGUUGUUAAAAAUGGUCUACAUCCACUUCAUUUGAACGUUGGUGGAUAGUUGUCUCAUGACAAUCAUACCACAUCUCCUUAUUUAUAUAUAUGUAGUUUCAGAUAAGACAAUGGUCACUAGUGUGUGUUACAAAUGUAUACAAAGCAGGAGUUACUAUAUAGCUGUGGAGUAGUUGAGUAAUUUUAUCCAAUUUUGGAUAUUUUUGCCCUGUUAACCAUAAAACUUCGAUCUGAAAAAAUAA